Messenger RNA from Drosophila busckii, 1978 nucleotides. Its product is annotated as keratin, type I cytoskeletal 10. NCBI's taxonomy places the organism in Eukaryota, Metazoa, Arthropoda, Insecta, Diptera, Drosophilidae. Bases 140 to 1867 code for a protein of 575 amino acids. The record is from RefSeq and is a predicted model, not a curated record. The transcript is spliced from 5 exons.
CCACAGUGCCAAUUGCAAGUGUUGAGUGAAGAAAGUUGUAUUUAAGACAACGCCAAACACAAAAUAUUUAGCAAAGCAAAUAAAUCCUAAAGAGCCGCUUAACUGCAGCUAAACACAAAAAGCCAACACACAAAUCAUUAUGAAGCUGCUUGGCCUGAGCCUGUUGUUGAUUGCCACGCUGCCGCUGCUGUGCCACGCAUAUCCCACAGCAGCCAGUUCGGCAGACAAAUCGCUGUCGUUAUCACUGGAGGACACGGAUCUGGACAACGAGCAGGGCGAAAGCAUUAAGGAGUCACAGAUUGCCAAGCGCUCGGGCAGCUUUGACUAUGUGGCUCAUCUCAAGUCCGGUCUGCUGUCCAGCAUUGGUCAAGCAUCCGCUUCCAUAGCCUCGGGCAGCUCAGGUGGCAGCAGCGGCGGCAGCGGUGGCCACGAUAGCUACAAGUCCCAUGAGCUUGUCGUACAUGGCAACUCGGUGGACUAUGAUCCUUGGUCGUUCAAGAAGUCCGUGCUCAACACCAUUUUCCAAGCGGUCAAGGCGAUUACUGGCGGCGUCACUGCGCUCAAGGGUCAGCUGAUCAAGGGCAGCGGCUAUGCGUUAAGCGCUGGCGGCAAUCUGGUUGCUGCCGGCGGCGACAAGGUCACCGACGUGGGCAAGUCCAUCAUCAACUCAGCGCACAUUAAUUCGCAUACCUAUGCCACUAGUCAUGGCGGUGGAGGCGGCGGCGGCGGCGGCGGCGGCGGCAGCGGCUUUGUGCAUCCAUUUGCCAAGCUCAGCUCGCUGUCGGGCGCUUCGUCGGGCGGCAGCAGCGGCGGUAGCAGCGGUGGCCAGAAGCACUCAUCGUCGGCGCCAGGUCCAGUGCUGCAUAGCGAGACCAUCACCACAUACGAGAUACCCAGCGGUCAUGCCAACUAUGGACCGCCCUCAAAGCCGCCCAGCUUCAGCAGCGCUACACAUCAGUAUCUCCCACCAGUGGGUGGCAGCUAUGGCGGCGGUGCGCCCUUCAGUGUGGGACAUGCUGCCUUCGAGGCACCACAGAGCAACUACUUGCCCUCUGCCUAUGGACAGGAUGUCGCCAGCGCUGGCAGUGACGACUUCAACAUCUAUGGACGCCAUAAGAAACUCACAGACCAAGAGGCACGCAAGGCUGCCUUGCAGCUGCAGGAAAUCCUAGCUAUGUUGCCCGACGGCAAGACGGAGUACACUGCAUCCAAGACGGUUGCUUUGGACACAAGCUCGCUGCCCACGGGCGGCAAUCAGGAGCAGGCGGAAUUAUACAACAGCUAUGGCGUGCCGCUGCCACAAAAUCUGGGCACCUUGGAAUCGCUUUCGCAUACAGAGUCUAUAACUGCGGCUUAUGCGCCAGCCAAGGGCGCUGCAGAUACUUAUCAUCAAAUGGCCAAGCGACCACAAACCGCUGAGGAAGCUUAUAUACAAAAGCAUCCCAAUGAGGGCUACGACUAUCAGGCGCCAGCAGCUGUGCCAAGUGCAGCGGCCGUUAAAGAGUACAGAGUGGAAAAUUAUCAUGCAAGCAUGAGUAAUGCGCUUAAGGACUUAACGCCCAUCAUUGCUGCCUUGGAGGUGGCCAAGCGUAAAGGCCCCGUAAGCAGUGGUCCGCCUAGCUAUGCAAUUGAAAAACAGGUGCACAAACAGGUGUCACCGUUUCAGUACUUACCACCGGUGGUGCAAAAGUCCAAAUAUAUUUACAACGCACCACCGCCAGCAGCGCCGCAUGCUCAACGUCCGAGCUACGGCGGCGGCUACAAGGUGCGACGUCAUGUUUCCAGCAAACGUGACAAGUCCAUGUCGCGCGCCCAGGACUAUGAGAUACAGGACCCGCUGAUGUUUAAUCGCCUGCUAGAAGUGUAAAGCGCAGAACGCUGAGCAAUGUUUAGUGCUAGUCCUCUAUGUCAUAUUUUCGCAUUUAUCUAUAGUUUGCUUUAACAUUAACUUAUUUCAAUUUAUUUAUUUAAACAACAC